UGACCUCCAGAUAAUUUGUUUACUUGGAGACUUGUCUUUCAUUAGCACCUCUGCAAAAGAUGGAACUGUAAAUGGUAUCCAUAGAAACAUUUCAAACAUAUUGUGUUCAUACGAAAGUUUUGACACAGAAACAACCGAUGAAAAAUAUGGGUGACUCAAAAAUUCACCCCACAAAGACUCAACAACACACUCAUGAGGGACGAUCAGUGUCCACUGAUUCCAUUAUUUCUCUGACUCCGUCACAGAUCAAUGACGCAAUAACGAGCAUGCUGAGCAUGAGACAAGUAGCAACAAAGUGCGACGCUGUUUGUAGAGGUAACCCAAUUACAGAUGCUGGAAAACGCAAGCAAAUGAUAAAGAUGUUGUCCGUAGUUAUGAUUCCAGUACUUGUAAUUACAGGGAUGACAGCAAAUACCUUCAUUAUUGCAAUAGACAGCUAUAUUAGUUCAUCCAGCGUUCGAGAACUACUGUCUUUCAGUAUAGAGCUCGGUGCUUUACUCCGUACCAUACAGUUUGAACGGGAUAUGAGUGCACUCUAUGUCAGUAAUAUAAAGCCUGAGACAAAAGAUUUCUUGCUUCAACGGUAUCCUGACACAGAUCUAGCUAUUCAGAAUUUAUCAAAAUGGCCAAGAGGUGACGACAUUAUAAACGAAAUGGAGACACGGGAGCGUUUUUUGUCUUACCUUAACAAACAUAGGUACCAACUAGACGUUUACAAUCAGUCAGUGGAAACGGAACUAAAUUUUUACUCUAACAGCAUCAUGGUCUUAUUAACAUGGUUGUAUGAUUCCGUCAGCGAGUCCAGUACAGGUUCAGUCUGGAAAGAUGUUGUAGCUUAUCAAGAAAUUAUCGUGUCCAGCGAACUAUUUGGAAGAGAAAGAGCAUUAGGUGUAUCAUUCUAUGCGACGGGCGGAUUUGAGACAAGAGAAGAAUAUUUGCUAUUUAUGGAAAAUCAGGAUAGAGCUAAUGUGACGUUCGAGUCCGCAAGAUUUUAUUCGCAAAUAGCAUUUGAUAUUUAUAAUUUCGAAUUGGCUAAGAAUGCAAAUGUAAGUGGGCGUAUAGAAGAGUUCAGGAAUCGAAUCAAGUCAAAUAACUAUUCCCGUGAAUCAGCAUCAAUUACGGAAGCACAGAUGUGGUUUGAUAACAUGACUAUAUACCAAGGCGUUUUGACAAGGACACAGAACGCACUUGCACUUACAAUAGACGAGAAUCUUGCCAAAGCCUCGGACGAGGAACUGAAGAGUGUUAUCACUAUUUGUAUUGUUUUUGGAGUUAUUUUGAUUGUUUGCCCACUGAUUGUUUUUGCUGUCUACUCACUUACAUCGGAAAUUCAAAAGUACUCCAUCUCAAUUGCAAAUAGAACUAAGGCACUUAAUAAAGAAAAGAAAUUGACAGACAUGCUCUUAUAUCAGAUGUUACCUAGAGAGGUAGCAGAAAUGCUGAAAAGAAGUGAACAGGUUAACGCAGAGCAGUACAGUGAGUCCACUAUAUUCUUCAGUGAUAUAGUAGGAUUCACAUCCAUUUCUGCUCAGAGCUCUCCGUUGCAGGUUGUGGACAUGCUGAAUAAUUUGUACUCUUGUUUUGACGAGAGGAUUGAUGUUUAUGAUGUGUACAAAGUAGAAACAAUUGGGGAUGCUUACAUGGUCGUUUCAGGUGUACCAAAGCGUAAUGGUAUACGCCAUGCGUCUGAGAUAGCUACAGUGGCCCUGGAUCUUCUUGAUCACGUGAAGAAACUCGAGAUUCAGCAUCUUCCCGAAACUAAGUUUAAACUCAGAAUUGGAGCGCAUUCAGGUCCUGUAUUAGCUGGAGUUGUAGGAACUAAAAUGCCGCGAUAUUGUUUAUUUGGAAGAACGGUCAGCAUUGCAUCAAAGAUGGAGUCUCAAGGACGAGCCAACAAGAUACAAAUAAGUCAAACAACUAGGGAUCUUCUAAUUACGAUUGGUGGGUUUGUAAUGGAUGAAAGAAGAGACAGUGAAAUGCGAACGGAUCGGGAUGUCAUGAAUGCUUUCAGUGACAUGGUUCGCACUUACUGGUUACAGCGCCGUGAUGGGUUUACAGGGAACUUCUCAGAUGCUUCUGGAAAUUCCACUGAUGAAGAAACACAUUUUUCAACAAAUAAAUCAGGAGGUUUGAAGUCUUACUACCCGCAUUGAAGUAAACUCGAACACUCUGUACAUAUAGAAUUAAAACAAUGACAAUUUUAGUUUUGGGCAAGCGUAGUUUGAUUAUAUCGCAGAUUAGACAUGAGUGUAUCACUCGUUACUCGUUACUUCUUUGCUCAUUUUAGAGUGCUGUGAUGAUUGUAUAUAUUAUCUAUUUCAUUUUUUGUACUACACUGGUGGUUAUGGCGUCAAAUCAUCUCAUGAUGCACC
Messenger RNA from Mytilus californianus (California mussel), 2372 nucleotides. RefSeq lists its product as uncharacterized. Bases 72 to 2153 code for a protein of 693 amino acids. The transcript is spliced from 9 exons. Gene Ontology annotation, molecular function: guanylate cyclase activity; peptide receptor activity. The record is from RefSeq and is a predicted model, not a curated record. Gene Ontology annotation, biological process: cGMP biosynthetic process; intracellular signal transduction; receptor guanylyl cyclase signaling pathway. Lineage: Eukaryota; Metazoa; Mollusca; Bivalvia; Mytilida; Mytilidae.